Molecule: messenger RNA, 687 nt
Organism: Aspergillus nomiae NRRL 13137
Lineage: Eukaryota; Fungi; Ascomycota; Eurotiomycetes; Eurotiales; Aspergillaceae
Product: LysM peptidoglycan-binding domain-containing protein
Exons: 1
Coding region: 1-687 (228 amino acids)
Source: RefSeq, a predicted model, not a curated record
AUGAAGUCCACCUUUACCCUCGCAACCCUGGCUGCCUCCCUGGCUCUCAUCACCCCAGCCACUGCCACCUGCGACCCCAGCACGCUCAAUACAACCACCUACUACUACCCCAUCACCGAAGCUAACACAACCGUCUUCGACGUCGCGCGCAUCACAAAGCGCGGCGUCUGCGACAUCGGCCGCCAAAACCUUAUGGCAGACGUCACUAUCCCCCCCCACGUCGGCGAGAUCUUUAUUAUUCCCGCCGAAGUAUGCGACCCCGACAAUACCUCCUGCCUGCUAUCCAGCAACGCGACCAACACCUGCAUCGUCGGCGGGCCGCGCCUGUACUACACUGUCAACGGGGAUACGUAUGAGAAAAUCGCGCAGCGACUCAAUAUUACCGUCGACGCGCUAAUGGGCGAUACGGGGGAGGGGACGACGGCGACGGACAAGUUGCCUGUUGGACAGUUUAUCAAGGUACCGCUUUGUGAGGAUACUACGUGUGUGAUUAAGCCAUAUAGCUUUACCUGGGGCGUGUAUAAGGAUUUAGCUGAGGAGUUUGGUACCACUGUCGGCCAGAUUAUGAUGUUGAGCGCGACGUAUAACUACAGUAGCUUGGCUUUCAGUGCUGGGGGGACGUUUCCCCCGAUUAAUAUCUUGAUGAACUGCACGCAGCCGGGGAAGAAUGUUACUGUGUUGGACUGA